Diversispora eburnea is the source of this 3486-nucleotide messenger RNA. NCBI's taxonomy places the organism in Eukaryota, Fungi, Glomeromycota, Glomeromycetes, Diversisporales, Diversisporaceae. The record is from the annotation of a GenBank genome assembly.
AUGUUUGAAGAAUCAGGAUUUGUUACAGUGACUGAACCACCAAAGUUUGUCAAGAUUGGAAAAAUAGGAUAUAAUAAACCAAUCUCUGCAUUACUUUAUGCAGUCUUGACAGAAGAUGAUUAUGAAAAUUAUUAUGAUCAUAUAGCAGAUCAUGCCACAGAUAAUUAUGAAUAUCCUAUAAAUCUUAUGGUCCAAAUUGUUUCCUAUAAAGGAUUUAAAUUAUAUUCGAAAAAAAUAAUUGAAAGGAUCAUAUAUCUUGUUAAGAAUCUCAUUAUUGAUCACUCGAACGUUACGAACAUUAGAAAUGUUUUACCGGCAUUAUACGAUGUGGUGGAAUGUCUUCUUCGACAAAUUCGAUGUGGAGAUUUUGGUGAAAAAAAUAUUUGGUUAAUAAAAGAAAUACUUGAAUUAUUAAAUUCCGAAAUUUUGAUUCGGGAUCAUGAUAGACCUGGAUUAGAAAGUCUCAGAAAGAAAGAAUCAAUAUUUUGCAAGAAAUUAUUUGACGAUCAGUAUAAUACAUGUUUUAGUAUUGGUCGAGAUUUAUAUAGAUUAUUACGAAAUAUUCCUGAAUUUGUAACUAUAUUGCACGGGUUGGAUUAUAGUGCAAAAACUCUAAUUUUACGAAAUCCAACAGUUGAAUAUUGUUUAAGUAGUCGUAUAUCCAGUGACUUAAAAGCAAGAUUAGUUCAUUAUAUAGAAAAUCAUACACCAUCCGCAUAUCCUCGUAAAUUUGAAGUAUUGUUUAGAGAUUUUUUUCCGGUUCCAGGUGAUUGUCGUCUCUUAAUGGCUGAUAUCUUUAGAUGGAUUAUUGGCGCAUUUCGUUCUGCAAAACCUGAAUCAAAUAAUAAGAGACAUAAUUUAAUUAAAGGAUUGUUUUUGGAAGCUUAUGACAAAGAUUUUUUCGGAUUAUCUAAAAGUAUGGUUAUCGAGUCGACAAAACUGGCGUUAACAUUAGAUUGUAUAUGUUUUGAUAGAAAUAAUCCUAUAUUUAGAAUAAUAUCCGAUUUACUCCCCAAACGUCCUGCAUUGGUGGGCGAAAUUAUGGAAUAUCUUUCAAUAACGGUUACUAAUUUCGCUCCUGGUUUUGAAUCUGAAUUUCGUGACAAUCUUAAAUCUGCAACACUUGCUAUGGUACGAAAGAAUAUUUUGAGCACAGAAGAGCUUACUCAAAUGCGUACUAUAGCUGGUGAAGGCCGUGCUGGAAAAUUAAUGAAUGAUAUAUAUGCUUUUGUAUUAAAUAAUAAUAAUCAGCCAGGAUUAUUCGGACCUCAAUUGACACCACAAUUCAAUACAAAUUUUUCUUCUCGAGGUCCCAUUUUUCCUUCAUCAAUUACUCCUCAAACCGAAACUUCCCAUUUUCCACAUUCUCAACGUAAUCCUUUAUUACCUCCUUCACCAAGUCCAUUAGUUCAACCUGAUAACUAUAAUCCUCCAAAAAGUUUUUCAUUUCCUAAUCAAACAAUCCCAACUCAACAAAUUCCUCCUCAACAGAUUCCUCAACCAAGUUCUCACCAAAUUUCUCCUCAACCAAAUUCUCAACAAAGUUCACCUCAACCAAUUCCUCAAUCAAGUUCUCAAAGACCAUCAACUCCCACAUUUAAUCAGGCACAACCACCACCUUCUUUAUCUUCUCAAAAACAGCAAAUUACAUCUCCAAAUGUGGCAUUUGGUUCUCAGCGUCAAUCUGCUGAUCAACAACAAAAUUUAGAUUCCUCAACUUUUAGUUUUCCACGAAAACAAUCAUUAUUUUCUAAUCCAAAAUCUCAAAGUACUACUACAUCCACUACUCCUCAAAGUAAUCCAACAAGGCCUAAUGAGUCAUUGUCGUCUGUUUCUACUACCACCACCACUACUGCAACAUCUUCGCAAGAUCAACGUUCAUCAACUGUUAAGGACAACAAAAUAGAGUUAGCUGUUGAAACUCUUGGAAAAAUUUUUAAAACAUUUAUAGGGUUAAAUCUUUUUAAUAAACUUGUUUCAUGGGUAUUCAAAUGGCCAAUUGAUGAAUCUAAUAAUAGAGAUUCAAAUACACAUAAAGCCUUUGAACUUUUACGAUUAAUUACGAAUCAGACAGAUGAUCCUAAGGAAAUAUGUAUAAAAGCCAGGACAAAGUUGAUGAUUUAUAAUUUGAGAGACAAUAAACUUGAUCAAAUGGGUUGUGUUGAUAAAAGCCAACCCAAUUUCCUUGAGAUUUACAGGAAGUAUCUAAGAUUUGAACUGGAACGAGAAGACCCGAAAUCGGAUAAACAAGAUAAGAACGAUAAGAUUAAUAAGUUUAAGGAUAGGUUUAUAACUGAUUUAGAGAUAUAUAAUUUGGAAAUUGACCUUAGGCAAGGAAAAUACAAUAUUAUGGGAGAAGCAGAAAGAUUUGAUGAGAUAUUCUAUCAUUUACAAAGUUGGGAAUCAUUUGACCAAUUGAUGUUAUUCCAUUUAAUGAAAGCGGAAUGGGGUGGAGAUAAAGAGAAAGUUGAACAAUUAAUUUGUUCUUCGAAACUUAUGAAAACAUUAGAUCCGCUUGAAAACCCCGAGAUAAUGACUGCUUUAUUGUGGAUUCUCGAAUCCAUUAAACCAAGUUCCAAGAUUAUUAAAUCUCUGUUUAGUUUAAUUACAAACGCAAAAUCAGAUGAUGCAAGAUCCGAAAAUAUAAAAUUUUUGUCAAUUCUAUUUCUCUCCUCUUACAAGAAUUAUUCUACUCAAUUCAGUACACAAUUAGACCCAAUUUUAAAAGAAAUAUUGAAGAAUGAGGAUUAUUCAGAAGAUGGUUUGAAUUAUGCUAAAGCUGUUAUUAACGUGAUUGAAGAAUUGUGCGAAAACACUAAUCAAGAUUUGACUAAAGGUUUUACGCAAAUUAAACGUAAAGUAACGGAUGUAAAAAAAUUAGUUGAGAAGGCGACCCGUCGUGAAUCAUCAUCAGAAGAACAAGAGGACGACAAAAUGGAUAUUGAAGAAGAUACAACUCAUUAUACGACAAAAACUAAACCUCGUGUCGUGGAUAGGAAAGAUAGGAUAUUACGUUCUCAAAUUAAAAAAAAUCCUCCUCCCAACCCUCCUCCAAAAGAAGCUACAAGUGAAGAGGACAGUGAAGAUGAACUACCCAAAGCUUCAACUAAACAACGUUCUAGAAAGAGAAUACAUGUUACUUCUGAAGAAGAAUCUGAUUCACGUACAGAACAACAACCACAAUCAACGGAUACUAAGAAAAACAAACAGAUACGUAGUGUUUCGAAUGUAUCGUUAUCUCGUCGACAAAGUAUUUCUUCAAAUAUAACUUCGAGUAGUGGUGAAUUAGCCUUAGAUGAAGAGAGCAAUAAUACUAAUGCUAAUAUGAAGAGUAGACCUUCAUCAAGGACACGAGCAGCAACUUCACAAUCAACCUCAACUAAUAGGAAUCAGUCGACUUCAUCCUCUCAACAAAAUAUUGCUCGCCGUAAAAAUAUUGCUCCUGCUAAAAAGAAGUCUAAAUUUAAUUCAGAUGAUGAGGAAUAA